UAGGUAUUACUCUACUCCGUAUUCUUCUAGUUAACUUGUUCGAUCGUCUCGUCCGCUGCAGCCGCUCGCUAGCUAGUAGCUAUAGCUAGCCCUCAAUGGUGGAGGAAAUUGAAUGGUAAGAAAUAGAGUUUAGACGAUGAUCGACGGAGCUCAUUUCCCGGGCGCGUGGGGUGAGAAAUAAAGAUGCAUGCGUGGAUGGGAGUAAGCGAUGGAUAUGAUCGAUCGGAGUUCCGAUGUCCUUGCAGAUUAAUAAUAGCAGAUAGCCGGCCAAAUUAAGGUUGCAGGCUGGGUAGACAAGCUAGAAGAUCGAUGAUGAAUGGAAUGCAUAAUCUGUGCAUACUAGCUAGCUAGCUAAUAACACAUAAUAUUCCUAGCUAGCUAAUUGGUUGCUGCUGAUUGCAUAUAUAUAUGUGUAUGUAAUUAGGAAGCUGAGCUGAGGAGAGGAGAGGAGAGGAGAGUACAUACAUGAUGGCCGCAUCUGCAGGUCCAGGCGUCGUGGUGGUGGCGCUGGUGGUGGUGGUGUACCUCAUCUUGUUGAUCCGGCCGGCUGCGUCAUUUCGCGUCAACGUCGGCGUGGGUAUCGGCGGCGGCAUCGGCAUCGGCAACCAGAAUCAGAACCAGGACCAGAACCAGAACCAGAAUCAGAAGCCGUACUAUGAUGAUAGCAAUAACAACAACAAUUACGAUGAGGGCGAGGGGGAGGGCGGCGAUGAUCAGGAGGAGGGUCCGGAGGCGGCGGCGCCGGUGGGGCCGGGGCAGUCGUUCACCGGCGGGCGCGGGACGUACAAGUACAUGGCGCACGAGUUCCUGGAUGCUCACAACAAGGUGCGCGCCCAGUACGGGCUGCAGCCGCUGAAGUGGAGCAACAAGCUGGCCAGGUACGCGCGGCGGUGGUCGGCGGCGAGGCGGUUCGACUGCGUGAUGAUGCACUCGCCGGAGUCGCCGUACGGGGAGAACGUGUUCUGGGGGACCGGGUGGGGCUGGCGCGCCACGGACGCCGUCAAGAGCUGGGCCGGCGAGUCCUCCGUCUACGACUGGCGCGGGCAGAGCUGCAACCCGGGGCAGAUGUGCGGCCACUUCACCCAGAUCGUCUGGAACGACACCAAGCUCGUCGGCUGCGGCCGCUCCGAGUGCGUCGCCGGCGGCGUCUUCAUCACCUGCUCCUACGACCCGCCGGGCAACUGGAAGGGAGAGGUGCCGCUAACCUAACCCAUUCCAUUCCAUUCCUCCACCCACACGCGUUCCUGCACACUAGCUAGCUACCUGUCAUUUCUUCAUUUCUUUCUAGCUAGUGCCAGAUCGAUUUACUUUUAAUUUCCUUCUGGAGUAGCAUAUAUAUACGUAUUUCAGUUUUUUUUCUUUUGCAUAUAUAUGUUUCUUAAUUUGUUAAAAACAAUAUUGAGUUUGAAUUUUAUUUAUUUAUUUAUUUAUUUAUUUAUUUAUUUAUA
Oryza sativa Japonica Group (Japanese rice) is the source of this 1448-nucleotide messenger RNA. Its product is annotated as pathogenesis-related protein PR-1. The record is from RefSeq and is a predicted model, not a curated record. Lineage: Eukaryota; Viridiplantae; Streptophyta; Magnoliopsida; Poales; Poaceae. Gene Ontology annotation, cellular component: extracellular region.